AUGUCAAUGUAUCACCACCACCAAGCAGAGCUGGGAGAAAGACCGAACUACGGCUGGCUGCAAACCAUGUACUUUUCCACUAGUCAACAACUUAUACACCAAGACCCCGUGUAUUACCUACUCUAUAUCCUGGCCUGCUCUGAUCACAACUGGAAGCUUAUUUUAUACCCCUGCUACGCGACGUUUACACAGCCGAACGACAGCACCUUCUUCUGUUAUAUUGAUAUCAAUAUGACUAAGGCAGUGAAGACCGGCCGUGGAGCCCACGCUAUACAAGGAUCCCUUUUGCUUGAUAAUAAAUGGAGGGCAAUUAUAACUGAAGGUGGCACCUGGUCGGAAUUGGCAGUGGUAUACAGAGAUCUGGUAACUGGUCCGAUGGUACCAUCAUGA
Messenger RNA from Aspergillus japonicus CBS 114.51, 390 nucleotides. RefSeq lists its product as uncharacterized. The transcript is spliced from 2 exons. Bases 1 to 390 code for a protein of 129 amino acids. NCBI's taxonomy places the organism in Eukaryota, Fungi, Ascomycota, Eurotiomycetes, Eurotiales, Aspergillaceae. The record is from RefSeq and is a predicted model, not a curated record.